AUGGCCGACGCUGCUGUUGAUGCCGAGCAGAAGCUCCAGGACCAGAACGGCGGAGCUCUGCAGACUGCCAAAGACCUCUUUGCCGGUGCUGCUGGCGGCAUCACGCAAGUCCUCGUUGGCCAACCCUUCGACAUCGUCAAGGUCCGCCUCCAAACUUCCACAACCCACUCCUCGGCCCUUGAGGCCGCCACCGCCAUCUGGAAGCAUGAAGGCCCCCUCGCCUUCUACAAGGGCACCCUAACCCCCCUCAUCGGCAUCGGCGCCUGCGUCUCCGUCCAAUUCGGCGCCUUCCACCAAGCCCGCCGCUGGUUCGAAGCCCGCAACGCCGCCGCCGCCUCCUCCCCAUCCAAGCCCUCGACGCCCAGCUACACCCAGUACUACGCCGCCGGCGCCUUCGCCGGCAUCGCCAACUCCGUCCUCUCCGGCCCCAUCGAACACGUCCGCAUCCGCCUGCAGACCCAACCCCACGCCGCCUCCGCCCGCCUCUACAACGGGCCCCUCGACUGCGUCCGGAAACUGUCUUCCCAGGGCGGCGGCGUCUUCCCCGGGCUCUUCCGCGGCCAGGCCGUCACCGUCCUCCGCGAGGCCCAGGCCUACGGUGUUUGGUUCCUCACCUUCGAGUGGCUCAUGAACGCCGACGCCGCCCGCAACCGCAUCGACCGCCGCGAGGUCCCCAGCUGGAAGAUCGCCUUUUACGGCGGUCUGGCCGGCGAGGCCCUCUGGCUGAGCAGCUACCCUUUCGACGUCGUCAAGAGCAAGAUGCAGACCGACGGCUUCGGCGCCGCCCAGCGCUACGCCUCCAUGCGGGAUUGCUUCGCCCAGAUCUGGCGCGCCGAGGGCGCUGCCGGUUUCUGGAAGGGCAUCGGGCCUACCUUGCUCAGGGCUAUGCCUGUGAGCGCCGCGACAUUUGCCACUGUCGAGUUGAUGAUGAGGUUGAUCAAUUAA
This is a messenger RNA of Sodiomyces alkalinus F11, 945 nucleotides long. Its product is annotated as mitochondrial carrier. Bases 1 to 945 code for a protein of 314 amino acids. The record is from RefSeq and is a predicted model, not a curated record. Gene Ontology annotation, biological process: mitochondrial L-ornithine transmembrane transport. Lineage: Eukaryota; Fungi; Ascomycota; Sordariomycetes; Glomerellales; Plectosphaerellaceae. The transcript is spliced from 2 exons. Gene Ontology annotation, molecular function: L-ornithine transmembrane transporter activity.